AUGUCUCGAAACAUUUUGGAUAAUAGUAGCCAAAGUUUUGCCAAUUUUUCCUAUGCCUUGCCUCCUUCAAAUGGUAAUCGAGGGAUCACUAAUAAUAAUGCUGCAAACGCUAGCAUGAAUUUGACGGCAGCAUCGACAGCCCCAGCCCCAACCGCGUCUGCAACCGUAAGAAUUGUCAACAACACUGUCACUGCUAAUACGAAUCCUUCUAGAGCCUCAUUACAUCGCCACUCCACUUCCAAAAAUUCUAAUUCUACAAAUAUCCCCGGUAAUGGAAAUGCAUUAUUCCAUGAAGAGCUUACCAGAGUCAACCAUUCGUUAUCGGACUUGCGCAAGAAAUAUGAUCUUUUGCACAAAAACUACAUAGAACUACGGGCCCUGAAUGAGCGAUUGACAUCGAGCUUGGAGUCUCAACGGAUGGUCUUUAUAGAGCUUUUACAAACGUUAACGAAUUCCAGUGCUAGAGUUUCCCGACAACUUAGUGCCGCGAGCCAUACGGUUCAUCACCAACCUUCGCAUCCUAAUAAUGAGCAGGCUAAUAUUAACAGUGGGAGUAUGAAUAGUGGAUCAACAGGGUUUGAUCAGUAUCAAAUGUCAACCUUGAUCCCCUCAAGUAUGAUCCCUAGCGGAUAUUCGUCUGCUACUGCUGCCGACCCACUCCAUAUGAAUAAUGGCCAGUUGAUGAAUUUUGUUGCGGCAUAUAACCCGCGUCAACAGCCAGAUCAACAGGACCAUAUUCAGCAGCAACAGCAGAACGUUCAUGUACAACCAGGCCAUCUACAGCAUCAUCAUCAGCAAGAGCAACAACCACAAUCACAACAGCUAGGAUUCCAAGCGGCGGCAGCGGCUUUAACACUAUCAAGAAACUCAUUAGGAACGCACCAACAGGCAGGUACCGGCCCCGAUGCAACAACAGUAAUGGAACAUCUUCAACACAACAAUGAUGACAUAGGCAGUGAAAUCAAUACCAAUACUAAUGCCAAUAAUCACAAUGAUGACCCUACAAGAAUCAGUACAUCGGGCCUUGAUGAAGAUAAUAUAACUAACAGCAAAAAUGGCCAAAGAGUUAGUGCUGAUCAAUCAGCAUCUCGACCUCUGACACCCUCAGUUGCGGCUCAUAAUAGUGUUAGAAGAAGGGCAAGACACCGGAUGACAAGUUCUACUGACCAAGAAUCUAGUAAUGGAUAUAAUACCUCCCAUAAUACCCCGAUAAACAGCAAUAAUAACUCAAACGAACAUAGUAUUGGAAUGGUAUCGAAUCCUUCAUCUCCUGACUCCCCGAGUUUAGAAACCCAAGAACCUCCUGCAAAGCGACACCGUUUGGAUCCAAUAUAUGUUCCACGAAAAUUAUCUGACCAGGUUUCAGAUAUCGUUGACGAGUAUGUCAAUGGUGUACAAGGUGGGCCGUCUAUUAGGGAUUUGGAAAGAACUCGUGGUGCUAAAUGGCGGGGUGGUGCACAUCAUCCAGUAUCUAAAAAAUUUGGGAGAAUGAAACCAAUUUAUGACGCAGUGGAGAAAGGAAUGGCUAUGAACUGGACACUACAAGCCAUUGUUGAAGUACUUGAAAAAGCUAGAGAAUAUGGCAAAGAUGGAAUAACUGCUAAAAGGUCAAUCACAUGGUUGCAAGAGCAUAUCCCGAAAGAGUUAGACAAAGCCAGAGAAUAG
Molecule: messenger RNA, 1665 nt
Organism: Saccharomycopsis crataegensis
Lineage: Eukaryota; Fungi; Ascomycota; Saccharomycetes; Ascoideales; Saccharomycopsidaceae
Product: transcription activator GCR1-like domain-containing protein
Exons: 1
Coding region: 1-1665 (554 amino acids)
Biological process (GO): positive regulation of ribosomal protein gene transcription by RNA polymerase II
Molecular function (GO): DNA-binding transcription factor activity, RNA polymerase II-specific; RNA polymerase II cis-regulatory region sequence-specific DNA binding
Source: RefSeq, a predicted model, not a curated record